This is a messenger RNA of Cuscuta campestris, 1550 nucleotides long. The record is from the annotation of a GenBank genome assembly. NCBI's taxonomy places the organism in Eukaryota, Viridiplantae, Streptophyta, Magnoliopsida, Solanales, Convolvulaceae.
GCCAAUCAAACGGGCCCUUAAUUAUGUUUGAUUGUUUGGUAAAUUCCAAUUUCCAAACCAUCAUUAGAUCCUAAAAUACCAAGAACAGAAUCUACAACUAUCAUCCCAUAGUCUCGACGUUAGAGAGAAGCUCUGCUGCUGGGGGUGGUGUGGUCGGUCCAUUGAUCACUCACGUCGAUUCAUCUGCUCCGCGGAGGCUAGAAGCUCUGCCCAGGAAUGUCGUUCUCCUUUUUCAAGCCGUUGAGGCCUAAAAACCCGCCGGAGCUCGUUAAGGCCGUCAAAGAGAGCCUCAUGGCGCUCGAUUCCAAGACCGUCGCCGAAGUUAAAGCGCGCGAAAAGGCAUUGGAAGAAGCUGAGAAAAAUAUUAUGUCAAUGAAAGUCAUGCUUUUAGGAGAUGGAGAGGCGGAGCCAAACUCGGAUCAGGUUUUGCAAUUGACAAUUGAAAUAUGUAAUGAGGAUGUCAUUGCUCUUUUCUUUCACCAAUUACCAGUACUGGGAUGGGAAGCAAGAAAAAAUCUAGUUCAGUGUUGGACUGUAAUGUUGAGACAAAAACUUGAUGACUCCAUAUUCUGUUGUGUGAGGUACAUGGAAAACCACUUGGAGUUGCUAGACUUCCUUGUUGUUUGCUACGAUAAUAAGGAAAUAGCUUUGCAUUGUGGGAAUAUGCUUCGGGAAUGCAUCAAAGUGCCUAGUCUUGCAAAGUACAUCUUGGAGUCUCCUUGCUUUGAAUUGUUCUUCAAGUUUGUUGAGCUGCCUAACUUUGAUGUUGCAUCUGAUGCAUUUUCUACCUUUAAGGAUUUACUCACCAAACAUGCACCUGCAGUCUCAGAGUUUCUAACAGCUCACUAUGAUGAGUUCUUUGAGCAGUAUGAAAAACUCUUGUCGUCUUCCAACUAUGUGACAAGGAGGCAGUCACUGAAGCUUCUGUCAGAAUUUCUAUUAGAACCUCCCAAUUCCCAUAUAAUGAAGCGUUAUAUUGCUGAAGUUCGACAUUUGAAAAUCAUGAUGACAUUGCUCAAGGAUUCAAGCAAAAAUAUCCAGAUAUCUGCUUUCCACAUUUUUAAGGUCUUUGUGGCUAACCCUAACAAGCCUAAAGAAAUAAAAGUGAUUCUGGCAAAAAACCACGAAAGAUUAUUGGAAUUGCUACACAGCCUCUCCACCGGAAAAGGGGGUGAAGAAGAUGAUCAGUUUGAAGAAGAAAAGGAGUUGAUAAUCAAAGAAAUAGAAAAAGUAGCUCAGUUGCCCAACCUGGGAACUUAGUGCGCAUGGCAUUUGAUCUUUUAUUAUUUUUUGAAGUAUGAAGAAGCGAAGGGAGUGUGGACUUCAUCAUCUGUGUCAUUUAUUUACUUAUAUUGUAAAUGAUCAGAGUCUGCAUCCUGAUUUGUAUGCAAUUGCCUGUUGUAAGCUUGAUGGACCAAAAACACGUACAUAUAAUUGACCGAAAAGUUAUUUAUUGCUACUGUAGUUUUUUUUUUUUGUUAGAACCUUUUUUUAUCUAUAGUUUUGUCACUUGUGAUGAAAUUUCAUAAAAAUGAAUUUGAUUUUGGCUG